AUGGCUUUGAACAUGCCUUGGAUUUAUCCUGUUCGCGUCGUCCAGGUAGCUUUCGCGAUCAUCGUGCUCGGAUUGACGGCAUAUGGUAGGCCUACGCUCGUCCUGCUUGUUGUGCUGAUGGAAGACUUGCCUAACGCCCUAGCAGCUGUUACUGUAGUCCAGAGUGACACCGUCAAUUUCAUGCUUUUCAAUGGCGUCUGGACUGCCUUCGUUGCAACGCCCUAUCUUGCGCUGGCCCCAGUUUUCUUCCCUCAACUGGCGCAUCGCUUUGUCAUCCCAGCUGUGGAAAUUGUGACCAUGAUUUUCUGGUUUGCAGGGUUUAUUGCGCUUGGUGUUUUGCUUCCGUCUCCGGAUUACUGCCACUGGGGCCAAUGCAGGGCAUUGCAAGCUGCAACCGUGUUUGGGGCAUUCGAAUGCGCCAGAACGCUGAAGGCUCGACUGAUGGCCUUCAACGAGCUUGAGGUCACGGCUGCGCCAAAGGUCGCAGAAGACAAGGGCACGAUGUUAAACGAUGAGUCUGUCCAGGUCUACGACAACAGUUCCCCCCCGGCCUCGAACGAUCUGGACUGUGAGAAGCAUGGAGCUAGCCGUGAAUCGAAUCCGCUGCCCGAUCUCAAGCGGAAGCUGAAGAGCAGGCAUCUACAGAUGAUUGCCAUUGGUGGUACUAUCGGCACAGGUCUUUUCAUCAGUAGCGGUACCGCUAUCGCACAUGCAGGCCCCGUGGGGGCCCUCAUCGCCUAUAUGUUCGUUGGCUCCAUCGUCUACUCGGUCAUGACCUCUUUGGGAGAGAUCGCUACAUACAUUCCAAUCCCAGGAGCGUUCACCUCCUAUGCCACGCGGUUGAUUGACCCGAGUCUGGGUUUCGCCAUGGGUUGGAUUUAUUGGUUUUCUUGGGCCAUCACCUAUGCUCUUGAGCUGACCGCAACGGGUCUGAUCAUCCAAUUCUGGAAAUCGGAUAUCCAAAUCGCCAUCUUCAUUGCUGUCUUCUGGGUGAUGAUCACUCUUUUCAACUUCUUGCCUGUCAGUUUUUAUGGCGAGUUGGAAUUCUGGUUCUCAAGCAUCAAAGUUAUCACUGUCGUUGGGUUCAUGAUCUUCGCUAUUUGCAUUGACGCAGGUGCUGGUGACAAGGGCUACCUUGGUUUCCGGUACUGGUCGAACCCUGGGCCCUUUUCCCCUUACGAAGGCGUUCACCCCGAUUCCACCGCGAAGUUUGUCGGCUUCUGGGCUGUCCUGAUCCAGGCUGGAUUCUCAUACCAGGGAACUGAGCUUGUUGGCAUUGCUGCUGGUGAAACAGAAAAUCCCCGCAAGACUGUUCCUGCGGCCAUCCGCAAGACAUUCUUUCGAAUCCUGUUCUUUUUUGUCCUGACCAUCUUCUUUAUUGGUCUGCUGGUACCCUACACUAAUGAUAACCUUCUCACGGGUGGAAAUGACGCCAACUCCUCGCCCUUUGUCAUUGCUGCUAAGCUAGCAGGUGUGAAGGUUCUCCCGCAUAUCAUCAAUGCGGUCCUGCUGACUGUGGUUCUUUCUGCUGCGAACUCUAAUGUCUACAGUGGCAGCCGUAUCUUGAUUGGUCUGGCACAGGAAGGGUUCGCGCCGCGUUGGUUUAAGAAGACUAGCAAGAAAGGUGUUCCCUACUACAGUGUUGCAUUCACCUCAGCUUUUGGCCUGCUUGGAUUCAUGAAUGUUUCCAAUGCUGGUAGCACCGUAUUCAAUUGGUUCCUAAACAUCUCUGGUGUGGCAGGCUUCAUUACAUGGGCAUCCUUGAAUGCUUGUCAUAUCGCAUUCAUGCGAGCCGUAAAGGCUCGCAACAUUUCUCGCGACCUCCUCCCGUACAAGGCUUUGUGGCAGCCAUGGUAUGCCUACUAUGGCUUGUUCUUCAACAUCCUGAUCAUCCUCACACAGGGAUUCACUGCCUGGAUUCCGUCGUUCAGUGUGACCGACUUUUUCGUCGCCUACCUCAGUUUGAUUCUUUUCGUUGUGCUCUACCUGGGCCAUAAGAUCAUUUUCCGACCAGCGUUUGUGCGUCCAAUCGAAGCGGAUAUCGAUACUGGCCGCGUCGCUCUGGAAAACGAGAUGUGGGAGACAGUCACGCCCACCAAGUGGUAUCAGAAGUUGGGCAGUGCGAUCCUGGGAUAG
This is a messenger RNA of Aspergillus thermomutatus, 2136 nucleotides long. Its product is annotated as putative arginine transporter. The transcript has 3 exons. NCBI's taxonomy places the organism in Eukaryota, Fungi, Ascomycota, Eurotiomycetes, Eurotiales, Aspergillaceae. The record is from RefSeq and is a predicted model, not a curated record. Gene Ontology annotation, biological process: amino acid transmembrane transport. Gene Ontology annotation, cellular component: membrane. Bases 1 to 2136 code for a protein of 711 amino acids. Gene Ontology annotation, molecular function: amino acid transmembrane transporter activity.